AGGGAAGACGUCAAGACGGGAAGAGGCAGAAAAAUAUCAACGCGACCCAAAACCCAAACGCAACCAAAGCACGACUUGCAAAAUUGUGGAUCACGUUGUCAAUUGCUCCUAGAGGAGGGUGAGGUUAGGUUAAAUAAAGCAUCAAAAUUAAUAAGAGAAUAAGACCACCUGGAAGCAGCAUGUUCUCGCAAAAUUCAAAUUCUAACUCGCUCACAAAUGGAACUGACGAAGAUGACGACCCUGUUGUGCAGAGGAUUCCAGUCUUCCUGUCGAAAGCUUCAGCUGGCCAGUUGUAUUUGUACGAGUACAGCAGAAAUACUCUCAUUAAUAAUUUUGAGGAAAACAGGGUUGUUCAGUCGCGGAUUAAACCAAACCAGCAGAAGGUUGAGCUUCACGUGAGGUUGGACGUUGAGAGCAAAAAUUUUAACACAGAUCUCGCACGAAAGCUGGCCUCAAAGACUCCCAAAUCAGGGUUGGAUCCUACCAAACAUUUGAUUGAAACACAAGUUCUAACUUCGUGUACAGCAGUAUCAAAAAAUCCUGGACGCUAUGCAAUUGCAGUUCCGCAAAGUGACGGAAUACAUUUGAAUCCUCUUGCAGGAAUGGUCUUCUUGAAGCCUUCCUAUGAAUACUUGGACGCACCUCCCAAAAGGAAAGAACAAACAAACAAAGAAGGAGAACCUUCUGCAUCUCAAGCAAAACCUGUGGGCGUCAGAUUUGCCAGCCAGAGUGCUAAAAGAAUGAAGCUCGCCCAGUCAAAGUCAAUGUCAGUUCACCAGAAGUUAAGAGAUGAAGAGCCGUGGUGUGAAACUGAAUUUUACAUAUCCAAUCACUUCAAAUCAAUAACUGAAAGAGAAAAGCUGAAUUGCGAGCAAACAGAUCAAGACUUAUCAAGCAUUUUUUGUGAUUCGGCUGAUACUUAUUUGCCUAAUUUGUGCCCACCUGAAGCUGACGAUGGUGCCAAUAAGGAUGUUGCGGAAGGCGUUUUGUCAGCUAAAGAGCUUUGCAAACUGCCUCUGGCGGAGCAGAUCAAAGAAAGAAUGAAACAAGUCCAUGUGAUAAAAUUUUCGAGGUUGAAAUAUUUGCUGAGCAGCUCGGCUUCUGAGAAAGAAGUCAUUUCUGGUUUGAUUCGCGUUGCCGAUUUGGUAAAGGGAAACUGGGUUUUGAAAAGCAGCUUGCUGUAUGACAAAGAAUUCGCAAGCAGUAGAGGUGUCACUGCAGACAGGCUUGUGACUGCAAGGGAUAAAAUUCUUUUGACUUUCACUACCCAGGAAACAGUUGCAUGUAAAAAGUUGACGAAGCUGACAAAAAUUCCUGCAGAGGACAUCAUCGAAAUUCUGGCAAAAAUUGCUUUCAAAGUGUCAAAAGUUGGGUGGAAAUUCAAACUUGACGAGGACAAGCAAUUUAUUAAAAAGCAUCCAGAGGUGGUUGAGCAGCAGUCCCGAAUGUUUGAAACGAGGGUGAAAAAUCAAGAGAAAAAAGACGAGGAAGAGGCAGCCGAUGCAAAAGCAGCUGCCAAAAAAGCAAAGGCACAGAUGCGCCAGCGGAAAAACAGCACGAGAUCAAGAAAGGACUCGCAGUGCUCCGACAUAGGUUCAUAGCAUCAAAGAAAUUUACAAUUAAUCUGCUUAUUAUGAGAAAUAUAUGAUGCCAUCAUGCUAUGUGAGUGUGAAUUCA
Molecule: messenger RNA, 1677 nt
Organism: Neocloeon triangulifer
Lineage: Eukaryota; Metazoa; Arthropoda; Insecta; Ephemeroptera; Baetidae
Gene: Polr3E
Product: DNA-directed RNA polymerase III subunit RPC5
Exons: 9
Coding region: 180-1601 (473 amino acids)
Biological process (GO): DNA-templated transcription
Cellular component (GO): nucleus; RNA polymerase III complex
Source: RefSeq, a predicted model, not a curated record